GUCUUCCCCAAUACCACCAAUCCUCAAUACCCCCAAAAAAACCCCCUUCAAGGUGGCUACUCCCUCACAUCAAAUCCCUUAAAUAGCCACCCUCCCCCACAUCAAACACCCACUUCAAGUGAUGCCAUCACUCCCUCUACAUCGAAAGUAUCUUCAAGUGAUGUCACCACCCCCUCAACUACAUCAACACCCACUUCAAGUGAUGUAAUCUCUCUCUCAACUACAUCGGCGGUAACUUCAAAUGUGGCCACCACUACUACAGUCACUUCAAGUGAUACUGCAUCAACACCCACUUCAAAUGAUGCCCCCUCUCCCUCAACAUCAACAGUCACUUCAUGUGAUAGCACCUCUCUCUCAACUACAUCAACAAUCACUUCAAGUGAUGCCACCUCUCCCUCAACUACAUCAACAUUCACUUCAAGUGAUGUCACCUCUCACUUGACAUCAAUAGUCACUUCAAGUGAGGCCACCUCUCUCUCAAGUACACCAACCGUCACUUCAAAUGAUUCCACCACUACACCAACAGUCACUUCAAGUGAUGCCACCAUUAAAUCGACUUUAACUUCAAGUGUUAACGCUACUCCCUCGACAUCAACACCCACUUUGAGUGAUGCCACCUCUCCCUCAACUACACCAACAUUCAUUUCAAGUGAUGCCACCACUACAUCAACAUUCGCUUCAACUGUUGACUCUAAUCUCUCGACAUCAAAACCCACUUUAAGUGAUGCCACCAGUCCCUCAACCACCACAACAAUCACUUCAAGUGAGAACACCUCUCUCUCAAGUACACCAACCGUCACUUCAAAUGAUUCCCCCACUAUAACGACAGUCACUUCAAGUGAUGCCACCUCUCCCUCAACUACACCAACAGUCACUUCAAGUGAUGCCACCGCUAAAUCAAUUUUCACUUCAAGUGUUGGCACUACUCCCUCAACAUCAACAGUCUCUUUAAGUGAAGCCACCUCUCCCUCGACAUCAACAGUCAAUUCAAGUGUUGACACUACUCCCUCAACAUCAACAGUCUCUUCAGGUGAUGCCACCACUACAUCGACAGUCACUUCAAGUGUUGACACUACUCCCUCAACAUCAACAGCCAAUUUAAGUGAUAACACCUCUCCCUCAACUACAUUAAAACCAACUUCAAGUGAUGCUGCCACUAUAUUGACAGUCACGUUAAGUGAUACCAUCACUUCUACAUCAACACCCACUUCAAGUGAUAACACCACUCCAUCAACUAUGUCUACAGUCACUUCAAUUGAUGCCACCACUCCCUCAACUACAUCAACAUUCACUUCAAGUGAUGCCACCACUCGGUCCCUCAACUAUGUUGACAGUCCCUUCAAAGUGAUGCCACCACUCCCUCAACAGUCUCUUCAAGUGCUGACACAACUGCCUCAACAGUCACUUCAAAUGAUGCCACCACUCCCUCAACUACAUCAAAAGUCACUUCAAGUGAGGCCACCUCUCCCUCGACAUCAACAGUCUCUUCAAGUGAUGUAACCACUACAUCAACACGCACUUCAAGUAAUGCCACCUUUCCCUCUACACCGAAAGUCUCUUCAAGUGAUGACUCAACUACAUCGACAGUCACUUCAAGUAAUACCACCACUACCUCAACUACAUCAAAAGUCACUUCAAGUGAUGCCUCCACUCCCUCAACUACAUCAACAGUCACUUCAAGUGAUGCCACCACUCCCUUAACAGUCUCUUCAAGUGCUGCCACCACUCCCUCAACCGGCACUAUAAUUGAUACCACCACUCCCUCUACUAUGUUGACAGCCACAUCAAGUGAUACCACUGCGCCCUCGACAUCAACAGUCAAUUCAAGUGAUGCCACCUCUCCCUCAACUACAUCAACAGUCACUACAAGUGAUGCCACCACUCCCUUAACUACAUCAAUAGUCACGUCAAGUGAUGCCACCAAUACUACAUCAACAUCAACAGUCACUUCAAGCGAUGCCACCACCCCUUCAACAUUCGCUUCAAGUGAUGCCACCACUACUACACCGACAUCAGCAGUCAUUUCAAGCGAUUCCACCACUCCCCCAACAGUCACUUCAAGUGAUGCCACCACUCCGUCAACAGUCACUUCAAGUAAUGCCACCACCCCCUCAACUAUGUUGACAGUCACUUCAAGUGAUGCCACCACUCCCUCAAAAGCCACUUCAAGUGAUAACACUUCUCCCUCAAUUACAUCAACAGUCACUUCAAUUGAUGCCACCACUCCCUCGACAUUCUCUUCAAGUGAUGCCACCAAUCCUUCAACAGUCACUUCAAGUGAUGCCACCACUCCCUCAACUACAUCAACAGUCACUUCAAGUGAUGCCACCACUCCCUCAAAUACAUCAACCGUCACUUCAAGUGAUGCCACCCCUCCCUUAACAGUCUCUUCAAGUGACUGCCACCACUCCGUUAACAGUCACUUCAAGUGAUGCCACCAUUCCGUCAACAGUCACUUCAAGUAAUGCCACAACCCCUCAACCACUACCUCAACAGUCACUUCAAGUGAUGCCACCACUCUGUCAACAGUCACUUCAAUUGAUGCCACCAAUCCCUCAACUACAUCAAUAGCCACUUCAAGUGAUGCCACCACCCCCUCAACUUAUGUUGCAGUCCCUUCAAGUGAUGCCACCUCUCCCUCAACUACAUCAACACCCACUUCAAGUGAUGCCAUCACUCCCUCUAAAAUCGAACAGUACUUCAAGUGA
Coregonus sp. 'balchen' is the source of this 2708-nucleotide messenger RNA. The record is from the annotation of a GenBank genome assembly. Lineage: Eukaryota; Metazoa; Chordata; Actinopteri; Salmoniformes; Salmonidae.